AACUUGGGCCAGAAAAGAGAAGCAAAAGUUUGGCCCAUUCUCUGAAAAUGCAAUAAACGCAAAACGCGGGCAAAGCAGCCAUUGACUAAAAUCCAUGGCUUAAUGUAAAACCUUGUGCUCCUCGUUGAUCUCCUCUUUUCCCUUUCUGCUUCUGCAGCUAUUAUGGCGUCUACAAUAACUCGCAGAUUUACAACCGAACUUCUUAAAAAUCCUUCUUCUUUUUCUUCUCCACUUUCAUUCCUCAGGCAUCCCAAAACAAACACAAAAUUUUCAACCUUCUCCAAUUCCUAUAUCAGAUCAACUCCUUUUGUCCAGAGUCAAAGUCAGCUACCAUUUCUUGGCACAAUUCAAAACUCUAUUAAACCCAAUAUAUCACUUUCCCAAAAUCAAAUUAAUUAUAAAACCCCCAAAUUUCAAGUUCAAGGAUUUCUACCGAGAUACUUUUCAUCUAGUGAUGGUGGAAACCCUAAAAUCGCUAGUGAGUAUCCAAGUCAAACCCCUGAAUUUAAGCACCAGGAGAUCACAGGACCAACUGUUGAGCGUGACGUUACACCACUUGGAAAUGAGACCCGUGAAGUGCUUGAUAAAAUGCUUAAAACAAUGUACAGUUUGAGCGAAGGAUUUGCUGUACUUGGGCUUGUACAGCUUGGUUUAGGAGCUUGGAUCACUUACAGGACUCAGUCCUCCCCAAUUCCCGAGAUCUCAAUACAGAGUUUCUUGGCUUUUGGGUUACCAUUUUCUCUUGCAUUCAUGUUGAGGCGAGCGCUGAAGCCCAUUUACUUUUUUAGGAAAAUGGAAGAACAAGGUAGGCUGCAGAUUUUGACUCUUACUCUCCAGGCUGCUAAGCAAUUGAACUUGUUUUUUGUUCGCGUUCAGGGUGUUACUUACUCUUGUAUUGCUGUUACUUCCCUUGGAUUGAUCCUUGUUGUAUUCUCUAGAUUCAGCAAUUAAUUUUCCGUUGGUAUUAAAUCAUGAUCAAUAGGGAAGCUGAAUAAGAGUUGGCAGUUUUGAAUGUUCUGCUCUUUCGAUUUGGAAAUGAAGCUUUUGUUUCUUGAGAAGUUUUUGGUUGCCCCAUGAUUUAAGUAGUUGCACGAAAUGUUUGAUGUUGAAUUUGUAAGCUGAAUGCUGAUAAAGAUUUAAUGGGAAAGCUUUAGCAAUGACUUCUGCAAUUCAAUGUUGAUUACAAAAGAAAUCUAUCAUAUCUUACUUUGGUAUAAGCAUCUGGUAUUCGGAACCAACUGGUCCAGCUAAUCUGGAAUCUGGAAUCUGGAUUAGUGCCUCGUAGGGAUCAUUUAAUGAGAAGCGCUCCUAUCAGGGGUUUCUGCAUUCCCAGGACUCGAUCUUGAAACUUCUGCUUAAGAGUGGAGGGAUCCCAUCCGUCUGAUCGAUCUUACCUUUGUUUUUGCUAUUUCACACUUCCAUUGAUGGAGAUAUUUGGUCCACCCCUUACAAAACCGGCUGUUCUGUUCGUUUUUUUUUUUUUUUUUUUUUUUUUUUUUUUUUUUUUUUUUUUGGUAAUUAGUCAAAUUUUAAUUACCAAGGGAAAAAAUAUGUACAAACAAAUCAAAACCCCUAAAGCUGAACAGCCCUAACCUUAGCACACCUAUCUCCUUAACCUCCCCCAUCCCUUUUUACAACAUGUUUCCAAGCAAACUUAGGGGUAAUAGUUCAUAUUUCUCAAAAUUCCAACUAUCCUACCAUUCCAUUGUCCUCUGCCAUGUUAUGCACAAGAUGGAGAAAUGGCAGAUCAAGUAAAGAACUAUGAAUCACUUGUAAAGCAACUUAAGCUAUAUUUGUUAUUAACAUCUAUAUCACAUCAUUUACAUCUUGCAUGCAUUGAAGUAGAACAAUUAUCUUUACAAAAGUAUAUAGCUAAGUUGGAAGCUCGGGUUUGAUCUUUA
Molecule: messenger RNA, 1901 nt
Organism: Nicotiana tabacum (common tobacco)
Lineage: Eukaryota; Viridiplantae; Streptophyta; Magnoliopsida; Solanales; Solanaceae
Source: RefSeq, a predicted model, not a curated record